Molecule: messenger RNA, 477 nt
Organism: Porites evermanni
Lineage: Eukaryota; Metazoa; Cnidaria; Anthozoa; Scleractinia; Poritidae
Source: the annotation of a GenBank genome assembly
UUUUCAGAAAAGUGGAAGAAGAUCAAUACUGGCCCAGUCUGCUUUGGAGCUCGAAAUGACCUACAUGGGGCUUUCAACAUCACAGAGAGUGGGGUCAUUUAUACCUUUAAACUCGUUCAUCUUAAUGGGUCAAUUAGAUGUAACGCCAAAUACCCACCUUCUUAUUGGGGAUGUGUCAAUCCCUAUUAUGGAGACACGAGACUCCUUACUGUCUUAACGUUCAAGAACAGAUCCGCUCUUUUCUUGGCAGUUUACAAGAACGAAACUUGUGGCUAUCCAUAUAGAAUCGAAGGUGUAGGUGUUAAUGAGACCGAACUUCGAUUUAAUAAUCUUCCCUCUCCAAUAUCUGUGUCUGUUGGAGAUGAGUUUCAAAUUUGGUACGGACAAGACUUAAAGAACUGUUACGAAAGCGAUAACAGAGGUCAAACAUGUGCUGAUGUUUAUGCGUGGUACAAUAUGCACCAGGGAAACCUUUAA